Klebsormidium nitens is the source of this 9609-nucleotide messenger RNA. The record is from the annotation of a GenBank genome assembly. NCBI's taxonomy places the organism in Eukaryota, Viridiplantae, Streptophyta, Klebsormidiophyceae, Klebsormidiales, Klebsormidiaceae.
AUGGUCAGCAAGGAGGACGUUGAGGAGCUCAUGGAGAAACUCUGCUCUGAGAAGGCGAAGGUCCGUAAAGAUGCAAUCAAGGAGCUUAACAGCUAUCUUAGCGGCUCUGGAGGGGGGGACUUCAUUGCAUGCCUAGACCAAGAGUCUGCAAGUCUUUAUGACAAGCGAGUCCGCAUUCCAGCUGCCUCCUGGCCGGGCGUGUUGCAAGCCCUUUGUCAAUGCAUACUCACAGAGGUCUUGGCAGCAAAGAAGAGGCCGCCAGAAACCCUUCUGGCGAAGACGUUCAAGCUGUACAUCCAAAAGGCGGAGGAAACCAAGAGGGAGGGAGGAAGGCUACAGAUGGGCAAGAAGACCUUCCACAACCUUGUGGACUUCUUCAUGUCAAAGGCUAUUGAUCUAGCACAUGGAAGGUUGCCUCGCACGGAGGAAGGGUUCAGAAACAUUGCCACUCUCCACAUGCUCCUCCAGCAUCCCCCUCGAGACCUGCCCGAAGAAGUGCGCGACGAUGUCUUCGAAGGCUUCACUCGCAUGUUCCCCAACCUCAAAGAUGAUGGCCGCUACUCCGAGAAGAUGCUAGCAGCCCUGAACGCGUUUCUUCUCUCUGACGGCCUUGACCUAGGGGACGAUGCUGCCAGACAGCACGCGGAAGUCCACACUUUUAUGCACUCCACCUGGCUUAACACCACCGAACGGCGCAUGAAGGCGACUCUGGUGGCAUAUGCCCGGUUGCAGAUGCAGCUCCAGGGGUUUCAGUUGAUGGAGGACGAGACGGGGGCUCUGUCAGACCUGGUAGACUUAGUCAGCAAGGACCUGGACCAGGGGGACGUGGGUGUCUCUGGCCGGGGUGCCGCACUGGGGGCGCGGGACAAACCCCAUGAAGAGCAGCUUGGCGGUGUGCAACCUCACGUGCGCUGUCUUCUGGAACUGGCCGCUGUGGUCUUCUCGGAAGCCGCUCGGUUCUCCUACGGCCCCGAGGAGGCAAACGGCUCCCGGAAGAGGCGCAAGAAGCAGCCAAUUCUCGAGCAAGUGCUGGAAAACACUUUGGCAGGGAAAGGCAGCUGGCCGGGGGCCUUUUGUCUCUUGGUGCACAGGCGCCAUGCAUUUCUUCCUCGAGAGACGCUCCUCAGCUGGCUGCAGGCGUUAGCGGGGGCUCUCCCUGGAUUCAUCAGUGCUGCCUCUGCAAGUCGCGCACCCGAGCCACUAGCUUGGAUGUUACGGUGUAUAGUGGAGCUCGCCGCCAAAUGGCCCGUAAAGUGGGAGGGCAACUCCGAGAGGCCGGCAGCAGAAGUUCGGAGCGAGGGGGCAAAGAUAGCCAGCACUUGGGGGUCGAUUUGGGAGGCAGCAGUCGAUCUUCUCCUCCACCAGGCAGCCGUUCCGAUGCUAUCCGAGGGGACCUUGCGCCUCUUGGGGUGCCUAGCAAGCAGAGGCCUUGUAGAAGCCGUGACCGCACCCCCCGAGCUGUUUGAGCUCAGAGUCUUCACCGAGACCUGCACCCACAGUGCCGUCCAUUUCGUCGCAGCCUUCUUUUCGGCUUUGGGGCCUCACUUCACAGAGCUCGGGCCCGAGCAGGUGGCGCAGCUGCGAUCGCGGCUUUUAAGUUGGAGCUUGCAAGUUCUGUCACCUAAGACGAGCACUGCCCGCGGCAAGCUGAGUGGUCAGACCCACGUCGAUCUCGUCUUACUCCAGAGCGCCCUCUUAGCACUGGCCGCGGGCUUCAGCAGCCAGCCAGACUCCCCCGACCCUCCUCCUCAGCAGCCGUACUGGGAACGGACAGCGUGGUGGAGCCCUGCGGACGAAACCGAGCGAGCGAUGGAAGAGGAGAUUGCCUCACUCGACCGCUCAGGCCGUACCCUGGCGUGCUUCGCAUCGCAACUAGCUCCGUCCCACAACUUUCCCCGUUCGCACCCUGGAAAGGGUCGGCUUCCGGGGCUGCUGACGGCCAGGCUGAUGAGCGACGCGGCUGGCGCCCUGUCGGAGGUGGUUCUGGGUGCGGUGGAGCAGUCGAAGCAGCAGCCCGACCCCGUGUUCCUGCUGGAAACGUGCGCCGCGUGUGCGCGGUGCCUGGAUGAAGUGGAGGCAGCCUGCAAAGACGGUUCCAUGCGCCCCCACCCUUCCUGGGGCCCCGGCGGCCCCACCCGUCAAGCCCUGGCCUGCGCCCUCGCUACCUGCACCGCCAUCCUCAACGGUUCACUGGCUCCAGCGGGGACUCCCGGUCGCAGCGAAGACGGCGCCUCCGCAGCCGCUCAGAAGCACUUCACACCGCAGCUGGCCGCAACUCUAGAGACACUCGUCGCGGCUUCGGACAGUGCGGUUCUGACAUCGGAAGAAGGUGGAGCGGAAGACGCGCAUGAGUCGGAGGCUCUUCUCGACGACCUGGCGAGAGCGGUUCACGAGGGGUUUAUUGCUGCAACAGAGGCAGAGGACGCAGCGGAGGGGUUUCAGGGUGUGGCGCCGAUGCAAGAGGACGGGGCUGGGGUCGCUCCGACAGUGCCCGACCGCAUUUAUGACGACGAUCUAGACGUGGGAAUGGAGGCGGGCUCGGCGGCCGCGGCCGCGGAUGCGAUCGGAACCGUGGCUAGUGGUUCUGCCGCUCUACGAAGCCGAGGGGGAAACGCUAUGGAGGAGUUUUUUCACACCCGGAGGCUUGCGUGUGUCAGAAUGAUGGCGGCGCUGGGGCGCCGGCGGCCGGUGUUCGUGGCGGACAAGGUGGGGCGGCUGUUGCGAGACGAGAAGAAAGGAGAGGUGCGCGCGCAGUUGCUCUCCGCUCUGUGCGAAAUGAUGGGCCCAGAGACGGUCAAGCACCUGCCGGUGGUCGUUACGGCGCUGGAGGACUCGCGCGAGGGGCUGGCGCUCAGUGAGGAGUCCCGGGUGGCGCUGCUGCGCAACGUGGAAACUCUUUCGGCCCGGCUCGCCUCGGAGGAAGUCCCCGAGCAGUACUUUGCGCGGGUCGCGGCGAUGUUCGGCGUGGUGCUCGACGAGAAGAUGGGGCUCCACCACUGGCGCUCGUACUGCCAGCUGGCAGACGCCCUCGCGGCGUUCAUGCAAGUCAGCCUGUCCGCGUCCGAGCCGUACAUCGACGCGCUGAUGGCCCUGAUGAAGAGCCCGCACUACCGGGUGCGCCGACACAUGGCGCGACUCGUUCCCAAGCUGUUGGCUAGCUUUCGGGACGAGGUCGUUCUGGACGAGAUCAUCGACCGAGUCGGGGUGCCGCUCCCGGUCGUCGGCAACCAGCGGCUGGUCACCUUCGCGGAGGUCCAGGCGUCGGAAGGAAGCCCGUCGGCGUACGGGGAAACGGCAGUCCUGAUACUCGCCGAAGCAGCGGCGGCUAGCGAGGUGGUGGAGCCGGAGACCGUCUUCAUGUUGUGCGCGCACGGUGCGGCGCACAAGGAGCACUGGGACCUGGUCGCGGCCGUGCUGGACUGCUUGGCCCGGCGGCUGGGCUACUCCGACCGCCACCUUCUCCUGGAGCAGCACCUCCCGGGGCUUCUGUCAAAGUGGGUGGCGGCCGGAGUGCCGUUGAUGUCAUUGGUUGCGUUCCGAGGGGUUCUGCACGGGCCCGGCAGCCCGCGAGAGUUCCUGCUCUGGUGCAUGGACCGUCUUUUGGGACCCCUGCUGUUGGCGGAGGACUUCGAGCAACUAGAGCGGGUCGCGGAGCUGGCGGGGGAGCCCCUGCCGGCGCUGCUGCGACAGCACUUCGCCACCGUCUUUGCAACGAUCAGCGCGGUGUACUGCGAGGAAGACAACUCCGAAGAAGACAGGGAGCGGCUAACCGGGAUCCUGCAAUCGUCGAUGCUGGAGGCGAUGGAGAUCACCGAGGCGGAGCGCGACGACCUGCUGAAGCGGUUCGGAGCCAGCGUCGUGACUCAGCUGCUCGCGCUCACGAGCGCCGCGCAGCAGCCGCAGCCGCCGUUUCAUUCCGGCCGGGUCAUCGGCGAGGCGAUCUGCACCCUGGUCGACGGUAUGAUCCUGCAAGAGGAGCGGCAUCCGCACAGCACGCUGCAGGACACGACGCAGAUCCUGCGUGCCGACAAGACGUUCCGCGUGUUGCUACAGCUGCACCUGUGGCUCGAACGCGCGGCGAGCCCGCGGCACAAGCGGGGGCUCCUGGCGGGGCUGGGAGUGCUGGUGAACGUGUUGGGCCAGCGAGUGACGAUUCCAAGCACGUUCCGCUACAUGGCACACAUCGUGCUGCAGCACGUCACCGAGCGCGCACUGCAGGCCCAGUGCUGCGAGCUGCUGCGAGCACUUCUGGACCAGAUGGACCUCGAACCGGACGAGGGGACAAUUCAAACCCUUGGCGACCAGCUCCAGUUCAUCGUCAGCAAGCUGGUCUCGUGCUGCUUCAAAACGCCCCUCGAAACCCCGCUUGAGCCCAGCGAGGGCGACCAGGAAGAAGAGUUCACGGCAAAGGAGUCGCCCCUCGUCUUCGAGCUGCUGCGGCGGCUGACGGUAGACGCGCCAGCAGAGCUGCACGAGUACAUCCGCGACUUGGACCCGUUCCCGGACCUGCCGGUGUUCGAACCACUGCGGGAGCUGCACGCGGAGCUGCGCACUGGCGUCUCGCUGGCGGACGACUUCGUGCACUUCGUCGACCGGGCGGCGCUCCUGCCACCGCAGGUGCGCGCUCGCAGCCUAGUCAGCCUGCGGGAGCAGUUGCAAGCGCGCAGGGCGGAGCUUUUCGUCAAGCGCAAACGAGAGGUGGGCAAGGAGGCAGAGUGGCAGUGCCGGCCGGACGUGGUUGCGGCCGCGUGGCGCCUGGUUCAACAGUGCGACCAGCAGGACAACGCGGAGAUGCGUGACGUGGCGGGGGCGUUCCUAGCUGCUGUGGGGUUGGGGGAUGCCCGGGCCGUUGCUUUUCAUCCUCCUGUCACCACCCCACAAGAAGCUGCCAACUCCAGGAAAGGGCCCGCUAAGCCGGCCGAGACGGAACAAAGAAGCCCCCGGGGGAGCACUCCUGGGCCAGCUACUGAGGAGCCGACCAGGGGGGUGAGCGUAGAUGCGGCGAUCGGGGUGUCCGACUCGGUCGUCCGGGAGGUCCUCGAGCUGCUCCAAGUGUACCUCCUCGACGAUGACGUCAGCACCAUCUCAGCGGUGGCGGACACGCUCAAGGGCCUCCUGGCAACCGACAAGGGCGCGGCGGUGUUGGAGUCGCUCCCGCCUGCCGAGCGCGCGUAUCUGGACGUGCACACGCGGGGGGUCAGCCUCGCGCGCGCGAACGAGAUGCUGCGGAAGUUUGCGGAGGAGUCGGCUGCGCUGGCGGGGGAUGUGGCGGACCCCGAGGUGUGGCGGCCCGAGGGAAAGACGCACGAGCAGUGGGUGUCGCGAUUGGUGCACGCGCUGAUCGAGCGCGUAGACGACGGCACGCUGCGGCUGUGCCAGCCGAUGGCGCUGCGGAAGGGACCCUUUGCGGAGCUGCUGCUGUCGCACGUGCUGGGGGCAAUUGCAGCGCAGGAGGGGCCCGAGGGGGAGCUGUACGAGACGGUGUCGCGGAUGGUGCAGGAGUGCGUGCUGGACGAAAGCAACACGAGAACGCGGGCCAUUCAGGUAAUGUUGGAAGCGUUGAACAGCCUCCGCCAGUGCCACGUGCGCGCCGGCCUGGCCAUCCCCGACAGGAAAGCCUCCGGCCGCCCCGCCUCCGCCCGGUCCAACGACGCGUCCUCGGGCCCAGGUUCCGAAGACCCACUCUCCGACGAUCUUCCGUCUCCCCUCGCCUGGCCGCGCGUCUACUACUUCGACGUCGACUAUCUCGCCGCCGCCAAGGCAGCCCAACAGUGCUCUGCGUUUUUCACUUCUCUCCUCUACGUCGAGCACUGGUGCGAACAGCAGUUCGGGGAGCUCACGUUGGGCGCGCCGGACUUCUCGGACGAAGAUCAGGUCCCGUUGCACGAGCAGCUUCUGCUGAACGUGUACGCGAAGGUCAACGAGCCGGACGGGAUCUACGGCGUGGCGCGCACGCACAAGGCCGCGUCGCAGCUGCGCCUCUACGAGCACGAGGGCAGCUGGGGCAAGGCGCUCGGGGCUUACGACGACCUGCUGCGGAGUGACGUUGGCUGGGGGGGGAGCGGCGCCGGGGGGGGACUGCGAGGGCAGGCGCUUGGCAGCCUCCAGGCGGACAUCUUUAGCCAAGGCGGGGGAGAGGGGUUCGGUGCGCGGCGAAAAGAGGGUUCGCGCGAGCAGCAAGCAUUGGUGCUCCAGAAGGGGCUGAUGCGCUCGCUGCAGCAGAUGGGCUGUCUCACGGUUCUCGACACGUACUGGCAGGGCCUCUCGGCGCAGAAGCGCGGGGCGGUCGUCGACCCGGAACUGGUCGAGCUGCAGUACGAGAACGCGUGGCGGAUGGGCCAGUGGGACCUCGGGAGCCUUGCCCCGGGGGAAUCCCCCGGGUACAAUGCGAUGCUGCACGGGGCGUUCAAGGCGCUCGGGGAGGGCAACAGGGAGGCGUUCCAGGGGGGGCUGACUUCAGCGCGGCAGGGCCUCGUGCGGGGGAUCGCGCACACCAGCGCGGAGAGCACGCAGAGCGUCAACCCAGCGAUUGUGCGGCUGCAGAUUCUGGAGGGGAUGGAGGAGGCCUGGGAACUGAAGUGGCCCGGGUCGGGUCAGACUACCGGGGUAGAGGCAGCCGCGGGACUGGCCCGCCCGACGGACGAGCAAAUGGAGGGGCUGGAGGAAGGGUGGCAGGAGCGGUUGAAGCAGGUGCGUGGCCACUUUGAGCUGCUUCAGCCGCUGCUAGAGGUGCGCGGCAAACUGCUGGAGUUAUUGCAGCGCGCCGACCGCCUCCCCGCGCACUUCCUCGAGCUCGCGCAGACUGCCCGCAAGGCCGGCCACCUCUCCGCCGGCGCCGGCGCGAUCCAUCACCUCAAGACCGUCGCCGCGCGCCUCGCUGCGGAACCGGAACGGAACGGAACGGAACUAGAAGCGGGGCUCCUGGUCGCCGGACGCUCGGAGGAGGCCAAGAUUCUAUGGGCGCAGGGCCAGCGCGAGAUGGCGGUGAAUCUGGCAACGUAUCUCGCCGGAAGAGCGGAACAGGGGCCCGAGCGCGCGCCGCUGCUGACGCUGGCCGGGAAGUGGCACGCCGAGACGCGCUCGGCGAGCUCACGUGUGAUUCUGGACGAUUAUUUGCUGGAGGCUGCGGGGCUGUACAUGAAGCCGGGGCCAAAAGGCCCAGGGUGGAAGGAGCGGCGGGCGCGGACGUACUUCCGGUGCGCGCACUAUGCGGACACGCUGUACAGAAACUACGAGCUCCGCACCAAGUCUGCGGAAUACCAGGCGGCCGCGCACCUGCGGCGGCUCAAGACCGCAGAGUAUGACAGCAUUAAUAACCGGCUGAAAGGCCCUCUCAACGCGGACGACAAGCAGGCGUAUAAAGUCAAAGCGAGCGAGCUGUACAAGCAGCUGCUGCUCGACCAGCAGCAGGAGGCGCGCUUCCAGGCCGACAAGGACGAGUACCUGCGCGUCGCGCUCAAGUGCUACUCCACGUGCCUCCGUUCUGGCGACAAGUACGACACGCGCAGCGUGUUCCGGCUCAUCGCGCUCUGGUUCAGCCUCGCGCACGACGACGCCACCAACGCGCAGCUGGCGGCCGCGGUGCGCGAGACGCCGUCACACAAGUUUCUGCCGCUUGUAUACCAAAUCGCGUCGCGCAUGAGCAGCUCGCAGACGGAGGAGAAGUCAUCGUUCCAGACGGUGCUGCAGGACCUGGUACUCAAGCUGACGUCAGAGCACCCGUACCACUCGCUCUACCAGGUGCUGGCCCUGAAGCACGGCGACCGCGUCAAGGACGUCCAGCGUAAUCGCCACGUGUUCGUGGUUGACGUGGAGAAGCAACGUGCUGCGGAGGAGGUCUUACGCCGGCUGCCCGCCCGCCUGGCGCCGCUGCUACAGCAGGUUCUCCGCUGCGUGGACAUGUACAUAAGCCUUGCCGAGGCGGAGACCAAGAAGGAGGACCAGCAGCGCAGCAUCCCUGUGCCGCGUUCAGCGCGUUCUGUGCGCAACCUUGAGCUGGUUCCCGUGAUCACCGCGCACAUCCCCGUCGACCCCUCCUGCCAGUACGCGAAGGGCACGUUCCCCUACUUCUGCGGCCUGACGGACAGCAUCAAGGUGAUGAACGGCAUCAACGCGCCCAAGCUGAUUGAGUGCCUGGGGUCGGACGGUCAGCGGUACCGACAGCUGGCAAAGUCCGGCAACGACGACCUGCGGCAAGACGCGGUCAUGGAGCAGCUCUUUGGGCUGGUGUCUGGUCAGCUCCAGGCGCAUCCCGAAACGCGCAAGCGGCAGCUCAACAUCCGGACGUACAAGGUCAUCCCUUUCACGCCCACGGCCGGGGUGUUGGAGUGGGUUAACGGGACGGUCCCGCUUGGGGAGUAUCUGCUUGGAAGCAACCGCACUGGGGGUGCGCACGGGAGGUAUGGGUCCAAGGAGUGGACCUUUGUCAAGUGCAGGGAGUUGAUUGUCAAGGCAACGGACAAGCGAGAAGCGUUCGACGCCAUACUAGCCAACACAAAGCCCGUGUUCCAUCACUUCUUCCUGGAGCGCUUCUCUCGACCCGCAGACUGGUUUGAAAAGAGGCUGGCGUAUGCAAGGAGCGUCGCCGCCAGCUCCAUGGUUGGGUACAUCAUCGGGCUGGGCGACCGGCACUCAAUGAACAUACUGCUGGACGAGGCGACCGCGGAAGUGGUGCACAUUGACCUGGGGGUCGCCUUCGAACAGGGCCUCAUGCUCAAGACGCCCGAACGGGUUCCGUUCCGGCUGACGCGCGACAUCGUGGCGGGGCUGGGCGUGUGCGGCGUGCAGGGCGUGUUCCGGCGGUGCUGCGAGGAGACGCUGGCGGUGAUGCGCGCCAACAAGGAGCAGCUGACCACCAUCGUCGAGGUCUUCAUCCACGACCCGCUCUACAAGUGGGCGCUCUCGCCGCUCAAGGCGCUGCAGCGACAGCGGGACGAGUCCCCGUCGAUCAGCGAGGCGCAUGCGGCUGACGUAGCGGGCGGGCUGGAGGCCGCCGAAGGCAACACGGACGCCACGCGCGCGCUGCUCCGCGUGAAGGAGAAGCUGGACGGGUACGAGGAGGGGGAGAUGCGCAGCCUGCAGGGUCAGGUCCAGCAACUAAUCCAGGACGCUCAAGAUCCCGAACGUCUGUGCCAAAUGUUCCCAGGCUGGGGGUCGUGGAUUUGACCGUUCUUCCGAAGCCGGUUGGGAUGUAGCACAAGAAAGGCACGCGAAUUGCGAGAUUACGCGCUUCCGAGUGUACUAUAGCACGCUCGCGAGGGUAGGUACAAGGUCCUCAGAAGCACCGGCUGCCUAGAAACGUCCUCUGGAGGCGGCUCGUAAGUAGUCUACUCACUACUGACCCUGCAAGGCACGUCUAAUGAACGAGAUCAUCACCUAAACAGAUCAAUAGCGCUUCGGACGUUGACACGAUAUACCUAGUGUUUACAUAAGGGAUCGGAGCUGCUUGCUCGACAUACAGUCCAGGGACUCCCACUGAUGGGCUCAUCUUAGAUAUGAACCUAUUAUCCUCAGCCCAAUUGGCAAUUAAGGCCGGCAAGAUUCAGAAGGAUCUGACCAGCCGAUCAAAAAGCGUGCAUGGUUCAGUGGGCUGUACUGAAAAGAAUGUCG